AUGACCUGCCGCAUCGCGCUGCUUUUCGGGGCCCUAUUCUUCGCUCUCCCAAGCACAGCCAGGAACACUGAGCUCAGGAAAACCACUUCAAGAGUCCCGCCCGUUCUCGCGCCCAAUUGCCGUUAUGUUCAGAUACCACUCGGAAACAUCUCGGCUGACAACGUCGACUUCCGACGAACAAGGAGAAAUGUCGACUUCAAUUCUCCAAAAGACGUGACCAAAUUCUUCUCCUCUUGCCUUGACCCUCAGAUGUACGAGGAUCCUGAUGACAACACCACGAAACUCAUUGUGGAGAGGAACGUUACCAUCCACGGCAUCCUUUGCCGACCAGAAAGGCCAGUCGCUGCGCAAGAUCGCCGGAUUCAUCUAAUGGUCCACGACGCGACAUAUGACAAAUCUAUGUGGCAUGGGCUCGGUAUACUAGAGUACAGUUUGGCAGAUGCCCUGGCGUCUGGUCUCGGUGGUUCCUACACCCUAGCCAUUGACCUCUGGGGUCAUGGAGACAGCCAUGGCCCAACAUACCCCGACCCUUGGCAGGUACUCCAACCCCCGUUCCACGUCGAGGUCUUGCAUGAGCUCGCCGUCCGACUGCGCACAAACCAGCAUGGCCUCUGGAUGGCCUUCAAGAACGUAACAUAUGUUGGACAUGGCUUUGGUGCCCAGCUCGGCAGUUAUCUCAUCGAGGAUUUUCCCAAUGACGUCGAUGCAUUUGUUGGAACCGGACUCCCCACGGGCUCAAAGAUGACGCCCCGCCCGAGUGAAUGGAUGUUUGCGCCAGCACACUCUACAGAUCCGAAAUACCAGGACCAGCCGCUAGGCUACUUUACUGGGGCAGUGACUUCUUUCCUUGACCGAAGGAACAUUCUGUACGGGGGCAUCUACGAUGACGACUUGGCUGUACUGGACUUUCUCAGUCAAGAUACCAUUACUGGCGGCGAAGCCUGCUGGAGCGGAUCUUACCUUUCGAGCGAAUGGCUCGGUUCAGCCUUCAGCUUCAAGGGCCAGGCAUGCAUCGUCGCUGGAGAAUACGACAGAAUUGCGUGCGCCGAUGGGCCUGAGUGCAAGGAGAGAUUACGGGGCGUCUGCAGUAAGGUAUUUCCCGAUGCUAGCUCAUGCAAGAGCAAUGUUCUGGGAAGCACAGGCCAUGCCUGGAUGCUGCACAGGAUUGGUGUCAAGCUGGCAAACUCGGUUCGCAGCGCCUCGGCACUUGGAGGCUCUUGGGGAAAUUUGUGCUCGGUGAUUAGCUGA
Molecule: messenger RNA, 1248 nt
Organism: Podospora anserina S mat+
Lineage: Eukaryota; Fungi; Ascomycota; Sordariomycetes; Sordariales; Podosporaceae
Exons: 2
Coding region: 1-1248 (415 amino acids)
Source: RefSeq, a predicted model, not a curated record